CAGACGAGCCUAUGAUGAACAUUCCUCUUCUCAGAGAGGGAGAGAAGGCCGAUCUGACAUGUUCAGCUCCUUUUCCUUGUCCUGAAACUCCUAAUAUAACAUGGUGGAUCAGGACAAGAGGGGGAAACAUCACUUAUCUAAAGGACAACAUCACUCCGAGCACCUCCAAAAGCCUUUACCUCUCAACUUUGACCUUAACUCCAACUUCUGACGAUCACAAUGCCACUGUAGGAUGUAACGUGAGCUACGGAAGCAAACUCAUCAGUACAAAUAGGACCCUCAACGUCACGUAUAUAUUCAUGAACCAAGCGUCUGUUGGAUCUGUGACGAUAACCACUGUGACAAAGGAGCAUGCUGGGGUUUACAGCUGUAUGAGGACAUUUCAGAACAAGACCCUGAAUGCAUCCAUCACUUUAAAUAUAAUUUGUAAGUAGAACCACAUUCCACUGAUAACCUCUUACAACAGUCUUACAACAUCACAAAUUAUGAAAUGAAAAUGUGCCAGCAACCAUUGAAAUACUGAUCUGCGAUACAUAGAUCCUUCAAACAUGAGGAGAAGUUCAUCGGGUGUUUGCAGGAGACGUUCCUAAAGUCAUAAUAUGUCUUUACUAAUUAUAAAAUCUAAUUCAUCACAUACCAGGUGUUACAACUGAUUCAAAAGGGAACAAGUCUUCCAAUCCUAAAUGUAAAAACAACACACAGAAUGACAUCAGUAAUGCUACAAGUCACCUUUAUUUAUAUAGCGCUUUAAACAAAAUACAUUGCAUUGCGUCAAAGCAACUGAACAACAUU
Molecule: messenger RNA, 792 nt
Organism: Carassius auratus (goldfish)
Lineage: Eukaryota; Metazoa; Chordata; Actinopteri; Cypriniformes; Cyprinidae
Product: sialic acid-binding Ig-like lectin 9
Exons: 2
Coding region: 12-434 (140 amino acids)
Biological process (GO): cell adhesion
Cellular component (GO): plasma membrane
Molecular function (GO): sialic acid binding
Source: RefSeq, a predicted model, not a curated record